AUGAGACUUCUGCUAUUGACUAUGAGCUUGGCCCUGGUCUGUACCCUACAGGUUAAGGCCACCAAAGGUUCAGUAAAUGACAUCAAUUUCAACAAGCUUCUAGGAAGGUGGUAUCCUUUAUUUUUGGCCUCCAGUGAUGUGGGAAGCAACUCUGCAGCUUUUAUCCACAGUAUUGAUGUGAAAGCAGACAAUCUGAUAUUUUACUUCACCCUCAGGAGAAAUGGUGAAUGUAGACAAGUUCCAGUAUUGGCUUACAAAUUGGAAAACAAUAAAUACAAACUCCGAUAUCCAGGCAACAAUGUACUCUACCUGGAAGAUUCUGACCCAAAUGAUUAUCUCCUGAUUUAUACAACUAAUGAGAUUCAUGGGAUGGAAACUAAAGGGGUAGAGCUCUACAGCCGACAGAAAGGAGGGGCUUUAAAUCAAAUCAUAAAAAGUAAAAUUUGA
This is a messenger RNA of Dromiciops gliroides (monito del monte), 447 nucleotides long. Its product is annotated as minor allergen Can f 2-like. Gene Ontology annotation, molecular function: small molecule binding. NCBI's taxonomy places the organism in Eukaryota, Metazoa, Chordata, Mammalia, Microbiotheria, Microbiotheriidae. The record is from RefSeq and is a predicted model, not a curated record. The transcript is spliced from 5 exons. The coding region runs from base 1 to 447 and encodes 148 amino acids.